This is a messenger RNA of Gamsiella multidivaricata, 633 nucleotides long. RefSeq lists its product as uncharacterized. The transcript has a single exon. NCBI's taxonomy places the organism in Eukaryota, Fungi, Mortierellomycota, Mortierellomycetes, Mortierellales, Mortierellaceae. The record is from RefSeq and is a predicted model, not a curated record. The coding region runs from base 273 to 575 and encodes 100 amino acids.
CUCGGUCGCGGUAAGCGCUCCUCCACUGUACAUCCGCAGGUACAUUCCAUACAGGCUGUCCCCAAGGGCUCAUCUUUAAUCAUUAAUCUCCACGCAAUAAAUAUAUCAAUCCUUUGUCCUAAACCUCACGCGACUCCAGCUCGCUCCGGCCUCGUCUACACCUUCGUCUGCAUCUUCGUCUGCACCCUCGCCUGCACCUUCGCCUGCAACUGCAAUUGCUCUGCAGCGGUCAUGCACCGUCCUGCGUAAAGAUAUAUCUCCCUCCACUCGGAAUGAGGUCAGUGCUGCUCUCGCUCACCAUCUCUUAUUUUCUUUCUAUAAGCUGGCUACCAUUUCCUAUGACUAAUGUCCACCAGAUCGAGCUCCCGUUAGCUUUCUCAGUCAUUUCAAAAACUUGUCACAUAAUAUGCAAUCCCUUGGAGGUACAAAGGAACAGAGAAUCUACCUUGUUCUUCCAAACUGAUCGAGUAGACUACUUUACCUUCACUCCAUCUCCCGCGUGGAGUAUUCACUUUACCGCGCUAAACAACAACAAUGCAACCCAAACAAAAAUAAAUAAACACAACCAGCCCUAAGCUACUAACAAGUCCUAAUGUUGGUUUGACGUGGCAUGGCAUGGCAGACAAUACAAAG